This is a messenger RNA of Adineta ricciae, 1281 nucleotides long. NCBI's taxonomy places the organism in Eukaryota, Metazoa, Rotifera, Eurotatoria, Adinetida, Adinetidae. The record is from the annotation of a GenBank genome assembly.
AUGAAACGCACUUAAGCAUUGAUAUCGACCCAAUUUCAUUCACUCAUAACUCAAACCAAGAAAAAUUGUUUGAAACCGAAGCUUCAAAUGAAUAGAUCAGUUUCGAUCAUCGCGCUUAUUUUCGCGUGCCACUUCUUCGCAGCACAACCAUUCGAUAUCGACUCGAUGGAGAGUUCAGAAGAAAGCCGUCCAUAUGCUCGUCUUCUAUCCUUCCUCAGAAGAGAUACUAAGAUCGAUUUAGGCAUUAAACCAAAAGACGGCGUAGAUGGAGCCGCACUACAGGAACAAUAUCGUUCAUACGUGAAAAAAUUUGCUCCAGAAAUUCGUUUUGAUCGUGCUGCCGCAGGAUAUCCAAUGUCUGCUCAAACUUAUUACGAUGCCAUGAAGGCAGACACUUCAAGCUCAUUUCGAAAAGAAAAUACAGACAGAAAUACACUUAAGGACGGUGGUUGUCCAACUUAUUAUAGACUUCGUGCUGAUGCAAAGCAAAUCCGUAUUCUUUACUGGUGGUUCUAUGGUUAUCAACAUCCAUGUUACGAAGGAAAAGGUGCACAUAAUGGAGAUUGGGAACAUGUUAUGGUUACUCUUAGUGAAGAUAACAGUAAAGUGGCUGCUGUUACUUUUUUUCAACACGACGGACAUUACACGCGUAUCUCAGGUCCACGUAAGGCUCCAUGUACUCCAUCAGGUACAGGCCGUUGCGCUGGUUCUAGCGGUUUCGAUAGCGCUGGCGAUCAUCCAGUCGUCUAUGUAGGAAAACUUGCACACGGCUCUUAUCAUGAUAAAAACUCAGUUGGUCCAGCAGGUGUUGGAAAUUGUGCUUACUAUGCUGACUUUCGUAAUCCAGGAUCAGACGCUGAUUAUAUGCACACUUGGGAAAAUCUUGUUAGUCUCGAUGGGGAUGAUGAAGCUUGGUUAGCUGCUGACGAGCAAGAACGUUUUUCAUGGGGUCCCGAUGGCAUUAGUACUCAUCCAACUAGACAGAGCCCGUUUGAUUCAAAUCAUGAGCGUGCUUGUGUAGGAAGUGCAACAUAUAAAGUAGAAAGUGCCGGUUGCUAUCAAUCGGAAUGUUUGGCAGGUGAUGAUGAAGCUUCCCAAAAUUGCUUGAAACAAUGUGAACCUGGUUAUACCAAUAUGGGAUUAACUUGCACCAACGCAAGACUGAGUACUUAUGGUCGCUUAAAUAAAGGAAAAUAUUAUAAUUAUGAUUACAUUAUACCAAAAGUAGAAGCUGGUUUAAGUCGUCGUCGUAGUGGAAAAAGUGAAUGGAGUUUACCUUAA